CAUCCCUCAUCUUUCUCACCUCUCACAACUACAAACUUUCCAACAAUCAUAUCUGAUUCUCUCUCUACAGUCUCUUCUGUGGUAUCUCCUGAUGAACUGUCAACUGUUCCAGCUACUGGAAAUGCAACACAAAACUUUACUACUCCAGAAAGACCAUCUCCUUCUUCUUCUGUGACUCUCACAACCCCUACAACUCAUGUGUCCCCAUCUAUUAUCUAUACAUUGUUGUCCACUCACUUUACCAAGAGUGCUUCGACACCAACAUUAGGCGUCAUUACUACAGGUAGUACACAUUUUACGCCAACAAACCACACCAUACAUACACCUACCACAGUAGUUAUUUCAACCGGAUUACAAACCAUGACCCUGACAUCAACCCCUUCAAGUACUACCAAUACACCUACAACAGAUACAGUCACAACAGUGUCAGAUACCACCAAAGUGUCAACUGUUCUUCCUCACACCAUUACUUCAUCAACCGUGGCAUCUACAACAACAUCCCUGAGGACACCUGUGGCUUCUGUGACACCAACAACAAGUACAACUGUUCUUAAUCACACAACUCUGGCGACCAUGCAGAGUACAUCUACAAUGCCUUCUAUAUUCGAGUGCAAGCUAUCCACCAAAACUAUGGUGAAAACUGUUCUUACCUUGAGUAAUCAGUCACUUACCGCAUCAAAAGAGGCCAUUGUGCAGAAAUUUGAAGAAUUUCUCAAUCGCACCCUCUACCAAGCUGUAAACCAGUCCAUCCAAAUAUUUGUGAAUAGAACUUCAUUAAAUUUGGCGAGCCAGCCGGGUAAUGUGACAGUGGGAUAUUCGGUGGCAGUCAAUGCUUCAGUGUACAUCCCAUCAGCCAUUGUGGAGGUUCUUACAGGCAAAGACGUCUUCAGCAUUUCUGAGCUCAAGGUUCUUAUUCCAGUUCUGCAGUCUGUGCCGAUAAUAGCUGAAACUUGGGAACCUGAACCUGAUAUCAGCUAUAGGGUAAAAACAGUACUGAAGCUGAUGGGAACAGGCCCUAAUGUCCAUACCUGCGUGUACGUCCAAAACAUGGAACAAAGGCUGCAGACGGCGUAUGAGAGGGCAGAACUGACCAGUACUGGGGUGAGCAGGAGCAACCUUCCAGUUCAGAUUUUGAGCACAUCCAAAGAUACCCACAGUCUGACCCUGAUCUAUGUCGUGAAGAAUAAUAGUGUUCCAUUGAAUGGUACAACGGCCAGCAGCCUGCUCAAUGUCCUGUCCGGAGAAGUGGUCGGAUACUAUCUGGGAGACCCUCCCUCCAUUAUUGCAGAACCUCUGUACUAUCCAAACAUUGAUACGUCUGGUGCCACGAUGAACUACUGGGUGUACACAGUGAUACAAGGGGUUGACAGCCAGUUAUUGGGAGCCAAAAACCAAAGCUUUGCACAACAGAUGGAAGGGAGAUUGGCCACACUGUUUCAGAUCUCCAGCCAACAAUCGAGGAGAUUUAGAAGGGCGACCACGGUGGGAAGCUACACAGUUCAGAUGGUGAAGAUGCAGCGUUUGGAUGGUCCUAAUAACCUGGCAGAACUGACUUACUAUGCUUUGAAAGACGGGCAGCCACUACUAGGCACAGUUUCUGCCAAACAAUUGAGUACCAUCGACCCUCAGACCAUGGCCCUGACCCUUGGAUAUAUCGUCAGAGUACAAGCUAAUUCUGUUGUGCAAAAACCACCAAACAAUCUGUGGAUAAUUGCGGCAGUCUUGGCUCCUAUAGCCGUAGUCACGGUCAUCAUUAUUAUCAUCACUGCUGUCCUCUGCCGAAAGAACAAAAGUGACUUCAAGUCAGACAACAUCAGCAACCUUCCUCCCAGGACCAAGCCGGUGCAAGGUUUUGAUUACGCGAAGCAGCAUCUUGGACAGCAAGGAGGAGAUGAGGAGAUGCUCCCCGUUACCCAAGAGACUGUUGUGCCAUCACUCAACUUGUCCCAAGAAAGAGACAGCACAAAGGAUGGCAGCACGGAGAAGAUGCUCAAGUCUUCAGAUAACAGAAAGAGCCGGUCGCCUUGUGAGAAUGGUUCCGUCAUCAGCAACGAAUCGGAGGAGGCCAGUUCAGACAGGAGCACGCCGCAGAAAGUAUUGGCUCAGCACAGAGUGACAAAGGACGAGGCUUGCAAGCGGAACGGUGUACCUAAACUAAAAAGAAACAAAAAAAUUGUGCCUAUAUGCGGUGAAGAGGAGGGGAACAUUCACUAUGACAAAAAUAAAAUGUUGUCCGACCCGUUUGACUCAUCUUCUGGCUCUGUGCAACUUAUUGCAAUCAAACCAGUGUCUCUCCCGCCCGCUCUUACCUUAUCGGAACGAAAUCAGGAGAUGUCCAUCAUUAAUGGAGAGGUUAAUAAAGCACUUAAACAGAAAUCGGACAUCGAACACUAUCGCAACAAACUACGUCUAAAAGCGAAGAGGAAGGGCUACUAUGAUUUCCCUCCCAUAGAAAGCAAGUCACUCAAUGACAGGAAGAGAAAGGUCUAUGAAAAAACUCAGAUUGAGAUCGACAACGCGCUGGAUGCCGGAACAGAUACCUCCUCUCCAUUUGCGGAGCCUAAGAACAGGCAAACCUCCAUGAAGAACCAUCCAUAUAGAAGUCGACAAUCUCUUAAUAGCCCAAGCCCAGGAGAAACUGAAAUGGAUCUUCUUGUCACUCGGGAAAGACCAAGACGUGGAAUAAGGAACAGUGGUUAUGAUACGGAACCUGAAGUCAUUGAAGAAACAAAUAUCGAUAGGAUAAAGCAAGCAAGAACGUAUAUCAAACCUCGUCAAGCUAAAGGCCAUUCGGAGACAUCCACCCUGAGCUCCCAGCCAUCUAUUGAUGAAGUGCGGCAGCAGAUGCACUUGUUGCUGGAGGAAGCUUUUAGCUUGGCAUCCGCAGGGCAUGGUGGAGCCAAACGGCAAGCGGAUCCCUAUGCCUCCGUUCAGCAUAUGCCAUAUUCAGAAGUUGUCACCAGUGCCCCUGGCACAAUGUCACGGCCUCGCAUGCAGUGGGUACCGACUUAUGGGCCAGAGGUAUAUCAGUACAGUCUGCCCAGACCAAAUUACCGAUUUUCUCAACUACCUGAAAUGGUCGUAGGUUCUCCGCCACCACCGGUACCCCCCCGGACAGGUCCUGUUGCUGUCCCUUCUCUAAGGAGGUCUACAUCAGAUAUGGCAAACAAGAACAGGGUGCCAGAGCCUGGUGGAAAUGACCCAGGUCCAGGUGAGCAUGGGAGGUUUCCAGCCGUUUCAAGGGUGCCAGUCCCUGUGGCCCAAACAAAUCAGUCGGUAUCAAAUUAUUCAGGUAACUCAUUGCCUGCUGUAUUCGCCAUACCAGGGAACAGGGCUGGAUACUCCGGUUAUUACAUUCCACAACCACCAGCUUCCUACCGGAACCAGUCCUGGAUGUCGUACUCAGGAGAGAAUGAUUUGCCGGGACAGUGGGCAGACUCGGUUCCACUUCCAGGAUACAUUGAAGCGUAUCCCAGGUCAAGAUACCCACAGAACUCUCCUUCUCGACUUCCCAGGCAGUUUGGCCAGCCAGUGAAUUUACAUCCAAGCCUAGACCAUGCUACUGGACCAUCUAUUGGAGCUUCUCAACAAAGUCUAGCAGACACUGACACUCCGGACGCCUCCAUCACAAAUCUAUCCACAGCCGCACUGGUUAAAGCCAUAAGAGAAGAAGUUGCUAAACUGGCCAAAAAACAGACAGACAUGUUUGAGUUCCAGGUGUGAGGACUCCAUGACUUCAUCUCAUGUGCUUCAUUGCACCAAAUGCUUUGCUGUUAAGUUAUGGUAACAGUGCCUAAAUGAAUAAGAACCUACAAGGGAUUUUAUGAUAUUUUUAUUCAAAUGGAUAAAGCCGAAUGACGUUUGGUUACUAAACUUUGAUUUUUAUUUAUAUAUGUAAAUUAUUAAAUCAUUUUUCUAUUGACCUCAAGACCAAACUGAUGAAUUACUUUUUGUUAUGUUGGUAAAAUAUAUCAGUAUUACUCGCAAUCAAACCUUCGGCCAUGUCAGUGUGGAUUAGUCAAGACAGGAAGGGCAACUGUGUAGUUGGCUACAGAUGAGUUGCUCCCAUUGUUUACACUUCUGAGCAACCCAUUUGGGCCGGACUAUAUACCAGUAAUGGUGACUGACUCUGCUCUGCUCUAAAGAUCCUGCUGUGCAACAGUCCUCCCAUGUCUUAACAGUCCCUGCUACUGAUGAUGGUGUUUAUUGUGCUGUUGCCGAUGCAUCAUUGAUAGACGCACGGUUUUACAGUGCUGAUGUGUAGUUAUUCCGACACACACAGCAAUGAAUAUACUAUAAUAUAAAGCAACUAUAAAAUAUAUCUGUCCAGUGAUGUUUACCG
Molecule: messenger RNA, 4342 nt
Organism: Bufo gargarizans (Asiatic toad)
Lineage: Eukaryota; Metazoa; Chordata; Amphibia; Anura; Bufonidae
Product: KIAA1549 like
Exons: 20
Coding region: 361-3723 (1120 amino acids)
Source: RefSeq, a predicted model, not a curated record